AUGUCAGCCCCUCAGAAUGAGCAGCACAUGGGUCCCCCAUACCCUCCCAAAACUGCCUCUAUUGGUGGUGUGCCCACCGUCGGAGUCGAUGUUCCAAUCUGCGUUGUCUUCAUGUUUCUCUUCAUCCUGGGCGCCGCAGGGCAUAUGACCAUACUCCAAAUUAACCUCAAGCGAGGCCACAAAUUCAUUAUGAGUGGUCUCAUGUUCGGCUUUUGCAUGGCGCGUAUAGUGACCAUGAUCAUGCGCAUCGUGUGGGCGGUAUAUCCCACUGAUGUGCAAGUCGCCAUUGCUGCCAUGAUCUUUGUUUCGGCCGGUGUUCUCCUCCUCUUCCUCAUCAAUCUCCUCUUCGCUCAGAGAAUCGUACGGGCGGCGCACCCUCACUUCGGCUGGCACAGGGCUCUGAAGGCCGUCUUCACGAUCCUGUACUUCUUGAUCCUGGCAAUGCUGGUUGUGGUCAUCACUGCUACGGUUCAGUCAUUCUAUACUCUCAACCAGAACAUUCGCGACAUUGAUCGAGACAUGCAAAUGGCUGCAGCGACAUACUUCAUGUUUAUCUCAUUCCUUCCCAUUCCCAUGGUCAUCCUGGGUCUGGUUAUUCCCCGGAAGACAAGACUUGAGAAGUUUGGGAGUGGUCGAUGGAGGAGCAAGAUCGCCAUCCUCCUGACGUCGGCUGGCAUCCUCUGUCUCGGGGCAUCCUUCCGGGCGGGCACCGCUUACAAGAACCCCCGACCCAGAGAUGACCCAGCAUGGUAUCACGCCAAAUGGUGCUUCUACUUCUUCAAUUUCACCAUUGAAAUCGUUGUCAUCUAUUCAUACUUGGUCCUUCGAGUCGACCGCCGCUUUCACAUUCCUGACCAAAGCAAAGGCCCUGGUGACUACCUGGCAGAACAGAACCCUAAGGAGGGAGAAGGAGAGCAGGAGGCCGUUUUUCGUAGUAUGAGUAGUGUCACUCGGAUCCUUUCGGAGGAAGAAGUAUUUGAUGACGAGUCGCCAAUCGAAAGAAAAUCAAGCAAACGUGUCGAGUCUCAGGCGUGA
Messenger RNA from Rhinocladiella mackenziei CBS 650.93, 1035 nucleotides. RefSeq lists its product as uncharacterized. The transcript is spliced from 3 exons. The record is from RefSeq and is a predicted model, not a curated record. The coding region runs from base 1 to 1035 and encodes 344 amino acids. Lineage: Eukaryota; Fungi; Ascomycota; Eurotiomycetes; Chaetothyriales; Herpotrichiellaceae.